Messenger RNA from Oryctolagus cuniculus (rabbit), 2270 nucleotides. The record is from RefSeq and is a predicted model, not a curated record. NCBI's taxonomy places the organism in Eukaryota, Metazoa, Chordata, Mammalia, Lagomorpha, Leporidae.
GCGCAGACCUGAGAGUGGCUGGCAUUCAGCCUGCAGCGCCAUCCCCCCUUUGGGGGGAGACCAGCGCGGGUUUCACAGGCGCCAUGCCCCUCCUCCGGAUUCUGUGAGCGUCAAGGGCAGCUGCUCUUUGGCGUUCCGAUGACCUCAGAAACUAGAAAUGCUUAUUUCGGGCUCUGUCCUACUGGCCACUGUGGUCAGGAGUGGAAAGCACCUGCCAGGUGCUGCCGUGGGAUUGGGCCGACGAGAAACUUCUGCAAGCUUUGCGGCUUAGCCAGGCCCUUUCCACCCUGCCUUUCCUGGGCGCUCAAACCACGGCAGGUGUCGCGCGCCCCCUGUGGGCGGAGCGGGGUUACGGCGCUGACGCUUUCAAUGGAGUUUUCCCAACCACCCUGCCACAAAUACCAAUUGUUCUUGUUUGACAAACGAUGAAACCAACUGGCGGAAGAGCACUACCCCGCGGGACCGGGACACGUCCAGCCCAGCACGGGACUUUGUCCUCGAAGCUUCUUCCCGUUCGCUCUGGGCCUAGCGCAAGGGCACGAGUGCUCAGCUGCGGCUGGAAGCGCUCUGAACUGCAGCCUUCGCGCGGAGGGGCCGGGGGUGGGGGGUCCGCAGGGUCGGGUUCCGAUAACCGGCCCCGCGUAGGGACGAGCUACGGCGGCCGGCUGGGGCCGCGGCGCGCCUCGCCACGGUUCCCGUCUCAGCCAAUCGCGCUCGAGGCCCCGCCCUCUGCGCCCGUCGCCGGAAGGAGCCGUCGCCCGGAGCAACUGCGACGUCCGGCUUUCGAGUGUGGCGGCGGGAAACCAUGAGUAAAGGCCGGGCAGAAGCGGCGGCGGGAGCCCCCGCGAUCCUCCUGAGGUACCUGCAGGAGCAGAACCGGCCCUACAGCGCCCAGGACGUGUUCGGGAACCUGCAGCGGGAGCACGGGCUGGGCAAGGCGGCGGUGGUGAAGGCGCUGGAGCAGCUGGCGCAGCAGGGCAAGAUCCGAGAGAAGGCGUACGGCAAGCAGAAGAUCUACUUCGCGGACCAGGCCCAGUUUGACACGGUGAGUGAUGCUGACCUCCAAGGCCUGGACGCCAAAAUCGUGGCCCUGACGGCGAAGGUGCAGAGCUUGCAACAGAGCUGCCGCCACAUGGAGGCUGAGCUGAAGGACUUAACGAGUGCCCUGACCACGCCGGAGAUGCAGAAGGAGAUCCGGGAGUUGCAGGAGGAGUGUGCGGGCUACAGAGAGAGGCUGCAGAACAUCAAAGCAGCCGCCAACCACGUGACUCCGGAGGAGAAAGAGGAGGUCUACAAGGAGAGACAGAAGUACUGCAAGGAGUGGAGGAGGCGGAAGCGGAUGGCGACAGAGCUGUCCGAUGCCAUCCUGGAAGGAUACCCCAAGAGCAAGAAGCAGUUCUUUGAGGAAGUUGGGAUAGAGACAGACGAAGACCAUGACGUCAAGCUCCCAGACCCCUGAGGGCCUCUCCCAGGCCUGAGGACCGGGAGUGAAAGCUGGGCUGGACUGGCUGCCUUCUUCAGCUUGGCCUUUGUUGUUCCCCACCCGUGAGCAAAGCAGUCCGGAGGAAGGCACCAGUGUACUGGGUGGAGGGCGUGGACGGCCACGCCCAUUUCAUUGUCCACACAGCAGUGACUUGAGCUUGACAUUUAAGACCCAACAGUGCUCAAGGAAAGCAUUUGGCAAUAUUUAUUGUAAUAUAAUUUGAUAUAAAAAUAUUCCAUUUCCUCUGGAUAGUCAAACCUCCCAGAUAUCAAACCUGAGGAAGGCUUGGAGGGGAACUUGGAGGACAGGGGCGGAGAGAGGCUGUUACCCACCAGCGUCUGGGGCGCCUGGGAGACACAGACCCGGACAAGUGUGACAGAAAGGCUGCGGGGAUGGGGUGGCAGGGUGGCACCGCGGGGUCAAGUCCCAGCCACUGCACGUCCAUCGCUUCCUGUUAAUGCCCCUGGGAGGCAGCAGAGGCUGGCUCCAGCACCCACAUGGGACACCUGGAUGGAGACCUGGGCCCCUGGCUUCCGCCAAGCCCAGUCCUAGCAACUGUGGGCAUCUGGCGAGUGAGCCCGCAGACAAAACGGCUGUCUCUGUUGCUGUGCUUAACAUAAGUAGGUGAAAACAGACCUUUAAAAAAGAAAUCUCUCAGCAAAAGCCUCCCUCCGCCUUAAGAAAAGGGGUUGGGGCUAGUUUUGAGGCCCAGUUAACUUUCCAGAAUUGUAGCUUUAACAAAAUUGUGGUUUUGGUGUUUAGAAAAAUAAAAAGUUUCAAGUAUGUA